UCAACAGGACGAAGAAAGAGCAAGCUGAGGUCAAAACAGCAUCUACUUCUCCUUGACUGAAAAUCAGAAACUUAAUCUGGAAACUCAAAGGCAAAUUUUAGUUGAGGUUUAAUAAUUUAAUAAUUUAACUUUAUUGUUCAUCUUUCUACAUUUGAAGAAUUUUGUGCUGAAUCCUGCUUGGUUUUCGCAGGCCAAACAGCUCCUCUCAGCGUCCAACGUUAUCAGCUGACCAUUCAUGAACUCCUGUAGAGCAGGAGGCCAUAAUGGCGAAACUUAAAGAGGAGCUCCUUAUAUUUCUGGAAAAAUUAAAAGAAGAUGAGUUUGAAAAGUUCAAGUGGUACCUGGAGCAGGAUGACAUCCUGGAGGGCUCUAAAGGCAUCCCAGUGGCUCAGCUGGAGAAAGCAGCAAGGACACGUACAGUGGAUCUAAUAGUACAGAAAUAUCCAGGUCGUGGAGCUCUGCAGGUAACCAUGAAGGUUUUAGAAAAGAUCGGCAGGAAUGAUCUGGUGCAGCAUUUACAAAACUCCCACUCAGGACCAAAAGACCUUUCAGUGGAUCCAAUGGGACAGAAAUAUCAGGAUCCUGAAGCUCUGGAGGUAACCAUGAAGGUUUUAGAAAUGAUCAGCGAGAAUAAUCUGGUGCAGCAUUUACAAAACUUCCACUCCGGAUCCAAAGACCUCAAGACACGAAAGAAGCCAAAGCUGAAGUGGGUCCAGCAGUUUGCAGUAGAGGUGACUCUGGAUCAUGAUACAGCUCAUCCUAAUCUUAUCCUGUCUAAUGAUGGGAAACAAGUACAUCAUGGAGAUGUGAGGAAGAAACUACCAAACAAACCUGAGAGGUUUUACAGAUGUGUUAAUGUCUUAGGGCAGCAGAGUAUCUCCACUGGAAGAUUUUACUAUGAGGUUCAGGUUAAAUGGAAGACUGCCUGGGAUUUGGGAGUGGCCAAAGAGUCGAUCAAGAGGAAACAAAGUAUUACAACAAGACCUGAGAAUGGCUACUGGACUUUAAUGCUGAGGAACGAGGAUGACUAUGUUGCUAAUGAUUAUGAUCAUCCGGUCCGUCUCUCUCUGAAUCAGCCUCCUCAGAAGGUGGGAGUGUUUGUGGAUUAUGAGGAGGGUCUGAUUUGUUUUUAUGAUGUAGAUGCUGCAGAUCUUCUCUACUACUUUACUGACUGCUCCUUCACUGAGAAACUCUACCCUUUCUUUAGCCCCUGUACUAAUAAUGGUGGUAAAAACUCUGCACCUCUGAUUAUCUCUCCAGUUAAUCAUACGCUGAACCUCAAGACACAUGAAUUUGGUGAUCAGAAUGAAGACUAUGAAAGAAGGAAGGCUGAACUAGAGAGUGUCCAGCAGUUUGCAGUAGAGGUGACUCUGGAUCCUGAUACAGCACAUCCUGCUCUCUUCUUGUCUGAUGAUAGAAAACAAGUACAUGAUGGUGAUGUAUGGGAGAAACUCCCAGACAACCUUAGAAGGUUUAAGAGAUGUGUUAAUGUAUUAGGAAAGCAGAGUUUCUCCUCAGGAAGAUUUUACUAUGAGGUUCAGGUCAAAGGGAAGACUGCCUGGACUUUAGGAGUGGCCAAAGAGUCCAUCAACAGGAAGGGACAAAUCACACUGAGCCCUGACAACGGCUACUGGACUUUAUGGUUGAGGGAUGGAGAUGAGUAUGUGGCUAAUGAUCACCCACCAGUCGAUCUUUCUCUGAAGAAACACCCUCAGAAGGUGGGGGUGUCUGUAAAUUAUGAGGAAGGUCUUGUUUGCUUUUAUGACGUAGAUGCUGCAGAUCUUCUCUACGCCUUUACUGACUGUUCCUUCACUGAGAAACUCUACCCAUUCUUCAGUCCCUGUACUCAAGACAGUGGUACAAACUCAGCCCCUCUCAUCAUCUCUCCUGUCAAUCACCCACUGAACCUCAAGACACAUGAUGUUGGGGAACAGAAAGAACAAUAUGAAAGAAAGAAGGCCGAUCUGAAGAGCAUCCAGCAGUUUGCAGUAGAGGUAACUCUGGAUCCUGAUACAGCACAUCCCAGUCUUAUCCUGUCUGACGAUGGGAAACAAGUACGUCAUGGAGAUGUGAGGAAGAACUUACCAAACAACCCUGAGAGAUUUAACAGUUGUGUUAAUGUCUUAGGAAAGCAGAGAUUUUCCUCAGGAAAAUUUUACUAUGAGGUUCAGGUCAAAGGGAAGACUGCCUGGACUUUAGGAGUGGCCAAAGAGUCAAUUGACAGGAAGGGAGAUAUUACACUGAGCCCUGAGAAGGGUUUCUGGACUAUGUGGUUGAGGAAUGGAGACAAGUAUGAGGCUAUUGAUGAACCUUCAGUCAGUCUCUCUCUGCAGACACACCCUGAGAAGGUGGGAGUGUUUGUCGAUUAUGAGGCGGGUCUCAUUUGUUUUUAUGACGUAGAUGCUGCAGAUCUUCUCUACGCCUUCACUGACUGUUCCUUCACUGAGAAGCUUGUUCCAUACUUAAGUCCCUGUACUAAUGAUGAUGGUAGAAACUCUGCUCCUCUGAUCAUCUCUCCUGUCAGUCACACAGAUUAGAUUAAUCAUACUUCUUCUUUCUUAUCAAAAGAUGCUAUAAACAUUCAGCAGACUGUUGAAAUGAAAGGGGGUCUGUGGAGUAUAACAAACACCUUUGAUAACAAAGACUGAAUUUAAAUAUAAGUGUCUUUCUGUGCAAGAAAACUACUUUGACAUGUACAACAGGAGAUUGAAGGAGAUGUCAAACAAGAAAAGUUUGUUCACACCAAUAUAGCCUCAAGAAGAGUUAAACCAGGCAACAGUGGAAGAAAAAACACCUCUUGUAAUGCACCAUGGGUGUUUAAGUGUGUAAAAUAGCAUUUGUGGUAAAGAAUACUAUUCACUUUCAAAUUGUGAUGAAUUUUGCUUUUGCUUCAUUUAUUUUCCAUUUCUGAUGUAUUUUAUUACUACUAUUAUGAUUGCAGCACAUCGCUUUCUUUACUCUGACUCAUUAACAGAACCACCAAUGAAUCAAGACACAAAACUGGAA
Molecule: messenger RNA, 3006 nt
Organism: Thunnus maccoyii (southern bluefin tuna)
Lineage: Eukaryota; Metazoa; Chordata; Actinopteri; Scombriformes; Scombridae
Exons: 5
Coding region: 264-2537 (757 amino acids)
Molecular function (GO): protein binding
Source: RefSeq, a predicted model, not a curated record